UGUUCCAUAUAUAAGUGCGCGAGAUCUCAGGUCAUUCGUCCACCGGUACCCGGCUGGCGAAGCACACACUGUACACACUUAGGCAGGAAAAGAGCCUGUCAACAUGAGGGGUACCGUUCUUCCCCUUACCCUGGGGAUUUUAAUUUUGGGGUCCGUCCCCGGAGUGAUGCCAGAUGGUCACGGGGGUUCAAAAGAUAGUGCACAAAUGGAGGACAUGAUGAAACAAAUGGACCCUUACGAUGCCCUGCAAGAAAUUAUCGGUGAUCGCAAAGCUGCCGGGAAGGGAUGUAACUAUAUGAAGGCACAGCUUUGUUUCCUGGGAAUGGCAGAAGCAACCGUCAAAAUCCUGGGUGGAGACAUGUCUCGAGAGGACAAGAAGAUGACCUGCGGGCAGGUACAUCACCACCAGGAAUGCAUAGAGGAGAGUAUGUCGGCCUGUCCCGAAUCGGACAUGGACUGGCUUGGUAUGCGGGCCUUAGAACCUUACGUACCCCUCCUUUCCAGUGUAGCCAGCACCGUCUGUAUGGAAGAUUCAGAACGGAAAGAUAUGGAUGGUUGCGACAUGGAAACGGCAGGACACUGUCUCAUGGGUUUCUUCUACGUAGCAGCAGAUGCCUCUACACUUUCGACAUGCUGGCAGUCUCUCCACUCCAGUGGUUGUUUGGAAUCAGCACUGAGGGAAUGCAAAAACCCUCAUGUCCAGCGAAUGAAGGCAAUUAUCACCAACCAAAUACGUCUGACUGCAUCACUCACAUGUGUUGAACCAUCGUGUAAUCCAGAUGUUGCAUACGAAUGUCUCAUGUCGGCCAAGUAUGCAGCAGACUCUCCACUGGCUACAACAUACAAGUCUCCAAUCUUGUGCGGAACAUUUAUGAAUGCUUUAACCUGUGCUGUAAACAACACCAUUGGAUGCGGCAAGGAUGAACACUUUAGUGAGCUUGCCAAUGGAAUUCUACACCUCCACAAAGCUAUCAAAGUAGUCUGCCCUGCAGAUAGUAACUCUGAUGUUCCGGAAAAUGCCCUCACACAGAAUGCUAUAGCCAUGAUGGCCCUCUCAGAGAGCCCAUUCAUCCUCCCUGAAACUUUCUGUCCUUAUUAUAAAUAUGGAGUACAUGAACUGAUGAAAACAUCACUGAAAGAAUUUUCUUUGGGAGAUAUUAUGAAUACGAAGAUGGUAGUCAACAGCGUUGUAGGGGAUUACUGCAAGAAGGAUAUGGAGAUGGAUGAUUGUGAGAGGUGGCAGAUGGAUGAACCCAUCUGCGAUGUUUCUCAGGCUGAGAUGUGCGUCGGUAUUGCAGAACUGUCCUUCCUUUUAUCUGAAAUUGAUGUUAUUGGCAAAGAAACUGUAUGCCAGGAAGUCCACAAGCUGGCAAAGUGUGUAAACAGUAAGAUAUCAGGCUGCAGAAUGGAUCAACUACCACCUGCCAACUUUAGUUUCUGGUACAUCCUCGGUGAAGUGGCAGAGUUCUGUCCCCUACAAGACCUCCUUUCGUCGUCCUCAUGUAAUCAGGGCAAAUGUCAGACUAUGGUGGCUCUGGAUCAGUGCUUCCCAAUGGUGUCAGCGGAUGAUUUAAAGAGUGGAGAAUCCUGCAUGAUGAUAGAGAAGACUAUGAAGUGCUUGAAGCAUUACACCAGUAGCUGUGUCAUGUCUAUGGGCAUGGUUCCUCUGGUCUACACUGCACACCAUUACCUUAUGGAGCAUUAUUUGUUAUUCAAUAUAGAAGAUUGA
Molecule: messenger RNA, 1729 nt
Organism: Pecten maximus
Lineage: Eukaryota; Metazoa; Mollusca; Bivalvia; Pectinida; Pectinidae
Exons: 9
Coding region: 104-1729 (541 amino acids)
Source: RefSeq, a predicted model, not a curated record